AUGUACACAGCCAUUGCCAAUCACUGGCCGGAGAUCGAGUCCAUCUUCUCCUUCGAAUCAACCUUCGACAUCCGAUCUCAAGCACUGACAUCACUCGUCAAGCUCUGUGAAUCUGUACGGACAUCGUUAAUCGAGUUCAAAUCUGCGAUUCGGAAGAAUUCUUCAAAAUCACCGGUCGACGGAGCUGGAAUUCAUGCUUUAACGACUGAUAACCGAACUUCCAAAUUCAACUCCCCGGCUUUGUUCUCCGAUGCUAUUAUGGAUCGAACUCUGGAAUUCGCCGGUUCCAUAAUCAUGAAAUGGAACCCAGAAACUUCAACAUUUGCAAACGUCACUUCUCUCUUCUACGAGAACCGUGGUGAGGGCAAUGAUUUCAUCAAGAACGGCAACGGUUUGCAAAGGGCCAUGCACUUUUUAGCCUCUAAGAACUCCGGUUCGGAGAAGCUCGUUCGUGCCCAGAACCUGAUGCAAAUCGCCAUGAAACGACUCCAAAAAGAGUUUUAUCAGAUUCUUUCGAUGAACCGAGCUUAUCUGGAUCCUGAGUCGGUCCCGGCUCGAUCAUCGCAUGCUUCAACUCGAUCGAGCACAUCCGACUACGAAGACGGUGAUAUUGGACCCGAAGAUGAUAUUAAAAUUGCUGGCGAUUCCAUCGAAGUCGAAGAUGUUUCGAAUAUGGCCAUGGUGGAUUUGAGAUCAAUUGCUGAGUGUAUGAUUUCGUCUGGAUAUGGUAAAGAAUGCGUGGAGAUAUACAAAAUUAGAAGGAAAUCGAUAGUUGAUGAAGGCAUAUACAGACUCGGAGUUGAGAAAUUGAGCUCUUCACACCUACGUAAGAUGGAUUGGGAGGUUUUGGAGCAGAGAAUCAAGAACUGGUUGAAUGCUGUGAGGAUUGCAAUUAAAACUCUCUUCAAUGGAGAGACAAUUCUUUGCGAUCACGUCUUUGCAUCCUCGGAAACAAUCAGAGAGUCAGUUUAUACUUAG
This is a messenger RNA of Ilex paraguariensis (yerba mate), 978 nucleotides long. Lineage: Eukaryota; Viridiplantae; Streptophyta; Magnoliopsida; Aquifoliales; Aquifoliaceae. The record is from the annotation of a GenBank genome assembly.